CUAUGGCCGGCGUGGGGGCGGGCGGGGCCUCGGCGGAGACGUCACUUCCGGGCGGCAGGCACGAGGUGUCCCGGCGUCCCCCGCGCGGCCUCUUUCCGACUCGGGCGGCCCAAGAUGGCGGACACGCAGACCGAGAGGGCUUACCAGAAGCAGCCCACGAUCUUCCAGAACAAGAAGCGGGUGCUUCUCGGGGAGACCGGCAAAGAGAAGCUCCCCCGCUACUACAAGAACAUCGGCCUGGGCUUCAAAACCCCCAAAGAGGCUAUUGAGGGCACUUAUAUUGACAAGAAAUGCCCCUUUACUGGCAAUGUGUCCAUUCGGGGCCGUAUUCUGUCAGGCGUGGUCACCAAGAUGAAGAUGCAGCGCACCAUCGUCAUCCGGAGGGACUACCUGCAUUACAUCCGCAAGUACAACCGCUUUGAGAAGCGCCACAAGAACAUGUCGGUGCAUCUGUCCCCCUGCUUCCGGGAUGUGCAGAUCGGGGACAUCGUGACUGUGGGCGAGUGCCGUCCCCUCAGUAAAACGGUCCGCUUCAACGUCCUCAAGGUGACCAAGGCUGCUGGCACCAAGAAGCAGUUCCAAAAGUUCUGAAGUCUAUUCUGGUUUGUUGGGAUGUGCAAAUAAACUUUUUGUAAAGACUCA
Molecule: messenger RNA, 642 nt
Organism: Heteronotia binoei (common prickly gecko)
Lineage: Eukaryota; Metazoa; Chordata; Lepidosauria; Squamata; Gekkonidae
Gene: RPS11
Product: ribosomal protein S11
Exons: 5
Coding region: 115-591 (158 amino acids)
Biological process (GO): translation
Cellular component (GO): ribosome; cytosolic small ribosomal subunit
Molecular function (GO): structural constituent of ribosome
Source: RefSeq, a predicted model, not a curated record